AUGGUGGACCGGAUACGAUACGAUGGUAAGGUGGCCCAGGAACGGCAUAAUGGAAAGGUGGCCCGGAUACGGCACGAUGGUAAGGUGGCCCGGGAACGGCAUAAUGGAAAGGUGGCCCGGAUACGGCACGAUGAUAAGGUGGCCCGGAUACUGCACGAUGGUAAGGUGGCCCGAGUACGGCACGAUGUUAAGGUGGCCCGGAAGCGGUACGGUGUUAAGGUGGCCCGGGUACGGCACAGUUGUAAGGUCACCAGGGUACGGCAUAAUGGUAAGGUGGCCCGGGAACGGCAUGAUGGUAAGGUGACCCAGAUACGGCAUGGUGUUAAGGUGACCCGGAUAUGUCACGAUGGAAAGGUUGGCAGGAUAUGUCACAAUGGUAAGGUGACCCGGAUACGGUACGAUGGUAAGGUGGCCCGGUAA
Mya arenaria is the source of this 420-nucleotide messenger RNA. RefSeq lists its product as uncharacterized. The record is from RefSeq and is a predicted model, not a curated record. NCBI's taxonomy places the organism in Eukaryota, Metazoa, Mollusca, Bivalvia, Myida, Myidae. The transcript has a single exon. Bases 1 to 420 code for a protein of 139 amino acids.